AUGAAGUCCUUCGUUUACGCUGCCGGUCUCGCGCAGCUGGCACGCUCGGCUGCUGCUUUGCCUCUUGCCGCGGCCCAGUCGUCCGUGUCUGCUGCCACGUGCAAUGGCACAUUCAACUCCAUUACUGCGCAGCAGUUCGUCGAUGCUCUCAACCCGGGCUGGAACUUGGGCAACACCCUGGACGCUGUCGAGGACGAGGGCGACUGGGGCAAUGCUCCUGUCACCGAGGAUACCUUUGAUGAUAUCAAGGCUGCCGGCUUCAAGGGCAUCCGCCUUCCUAUCACCUGGGCCUACCACUUCACUUCCGAGUCGCCUGACUGGACUGUUGAUCCUGCGUGGCUGGACCGCGUCGAUGAGGUCGUGGACAUGGUGGUCUCCAGGGGCUUCUCUACUAUCGUGAAUGUGCAUCACGACAGCUGGAUUUGGGCUGACGUAUCAGCGAGCGGAGCCAACUACACGCUCAUCGAGGAGAAGUUCUAUAGGCUCUGGUACCAGAUUGGAACCAAGCUGGCUUGUAAGUCCGAGCUUGUCGGCUUUGAGCCCAUCAACGAGCCUCCGGGUGACACGGCCGAGCACGGCGCCGAGUUGAACAAGUUGAACAACAUCAUGCUCCAGGCCAUCAACGAUGCUGGCGGAUUCAAUCCUCAGCGUGUCGUUACCCUGCCGGGUCUUGCCGAGGACAGCAUCAAGACUAGCACUUACUUCGAGCCGCCGAGCGCAAACUACACCAACCCCUGGGCCAUCCAGUACCACUACUACUCUCCUUAUGACUUCAUCUUCAGCGCCUGGGGCAAGACCAGGUGGGGCUCCGACGACGACAAGGCCACGCUCGAGGCCGACAUUGCCAACAUCCGCAACAACUUCACUGAUGUUCCGCUGGUCAUUGGCGAAUGGGCCGCCUCUCCGGUGGCGACCGAGUCUGCAGCACGCUGGAAGUACUUCGACUUCAUCCUCCAGAUGGCGAACAAGUACAACACGUCUACCAUGCUCUGGGACAACGGAUUCGACUUCCUCGACCGCACCGCUCACUCCUGGCGCGACCAGAGCGCCAUUGACAUCUACAUGAACGCAGUCAAGGGCGUGGCCAACUCGCUGCCCGACAGCACUGAGGACGGACAAGCCACGAGCCAGUUCACUUCGGCGUACAUCUGGCACCAGGUGGGCACGCCCGUGGCGGCGCAGAGCCUGCCCUUCCUCUUCAACGGCAACACGCUUUCCAGCGUCAGCCUCGGCGGCAACCCGCUCGCCGAGGGCACUGACUACUCGGUCAACGGAACCAGCAUCAGCUUCACCCAGUCUUUCCUUGCACAGCACGUGUCCGAGGACGCGGCGCCCGGCAUCAAGGCGAACCUGACGCUGUCCUUCUCGGCCGGCGCCGACAUCGAGGUCCAGAUCGUGCAGUGGGACGUGCCGACCAUCAGCACCAACACCACCACGGCGGCGGCAGCCGACACUGGAUCCGCCUUCUCCAUCCCCAUCACCUGGAAGGGCCUGAACAAGCCGGCAACGGUCAAGGCCCUGACGGCGGACGGCACGUUCCUAGUCGACGAGUGGACGCAAUACCUGGGCCCGCUGGAGGCGGCGCACAUGACGUACAGCGGCCAGUGGAACUGGGACGCGUCCAACAUCAUCCUCACGAGCAGCGCGGUCAAGGCGGUCGUGAGUGCCGGCAAGACGACCACCUUCACGCUCGAGUUCUACCCCCGCGUGCCUGGCAAUGCGGUCAACUACACGCUCACUGUUUGA
Molecule: messenger RNA, 1746 nt
Organism: Diplodia corticola
Lineage: Eukaryota; Fungi; Ascomycota; Dothideomycetes; Botryosphaeriales; Botryosphaeriaceae
Product: glycoside hydrolase family 5 protein
Exons: 2
Coding region: 1-1746 (581 amino acids)
Biological process (GO): glucan catabolic process
Cellular component (GO): cell surface; extracellular region
Molecular function (GO): beta-glucosidase activity
Source: RefSeq, a predicted model, not a curated record